GUGAAAAAUCCAAGAGAAACAAUCAUGAUCGGAACAAAUCCUCGGAGGCGCGUUCAUCGGAUCGAGAAUAUAAUAUCAGAGACUACAAGCAUUCGCAUUCUUCUAAACGGACCAAAAAGGAGUAUUCGUCUAGAUAUUAUUCCGCCUCACCUUCGCGUUCUAGUGAUGAUUAUCAAUCUAGCUCCAAGCGUCAUAAGAAAAAACACGAACAUUAUGGACAUGAAGAACGUUCAUCCCAAUCUUUUGAUGAUCGAAAAAGGAGAUACGUGGAGAGGUUAUUUCAAGAUCGAGGGAUACCUAGACCUCUACCUUCCGAACGUGAAAGCCCUAAGCCAACGGAAAAGAUUCCAAAAGAAUUUAAAAAUUUGGAUCCUUUGAAAGCGGAGGCAAGACAAGAUGCCAAGAAGAAAGCUAAGAGCGCUUCAAAGGAAAAGAAGGAGAAAAGGUUGAAGGAGAAAAGCAAGUUUGUUGAGUCCAUUGAUGUACAGGAAGAGACGUCCGAGGAAGCCAUAAGAGAGAAAACCAGGGAAUUCAAUGCCUUACUAGAUCAGAAUCCGAAAGAUGUUAAUCUGUGGCUAGAAUUUAUUGAAUUUCAAGAUAAAAGCAUGCAAUUUGGAAAAAGCAAAAAGGCGGAUGCCGCUGCUACAAGAUUAAGUAUUAAUGAAGUGAAACUUAGUAUCUUUGAGAAAUCUUUUGAGGCGAAUCCGAAUGAUCCGACUCUACUUGUUGCUUAUCUAAAAUGCUGUGAACAAGUCUGGGAUGUUCCCAGGUUACUCACAAAAUGGGACCAAAUUCUCAAAGAAAAUCCUAGAAACGUCACUCUCUGGAUGCAAUACCUUAAUUUCCGACAAACAAAUCUAGUUUCUUUUACGGUAACUCAGUGUAUUCAGGUUUUCGAAGAGUGUUUUCAUACACUUAGAAAGGAGGUCCUGGCUUCGCCUAAUUAUGAAGAUCGUCUUAGAAUAGAACGAAUAAUGAUUCACGUUUUUCAGCGUGCAUGUUUUUUGAUGUUUCAAUCAGGAUACGCCGAAAGGGCAUAUGCUUGUUGGCAAGCAAUGAUAGAGUUUACAUUUUUUAUCCCAGAGAGUUUGCGAAAUCAAGUUUUUUAUGACCGAGUUGCGGCUUUUGAAAGUUUCUGGGAAGCCGGGUGGGCUCGAUUCGGCGAAGAUGAUGCUAAAGGAUGGCAUUAUUACUUUAAUCAAG
Molecule: messenger RNA, 1203 nt
Organism: Acaulospora morrowiae
Lineage: Eukaryota; Fungi; Glomeromycota; Glomeromycetes; Diversisporales; Acaulosporaceae
Source: the annotation of a GenBank genome assembly